AUGGUUGUUCGACAUGUAGAUACAUUAACCAAAGUCGCGGACCUUGAUGAUACUCGCUAUUUGAAAGUAGGUUAUGUUGAUGGGGUGUUAAAGGAACAAGUAGUUGUCCCUAGGACGUAUGAAGAAAUCGCGCACCUAAGCACGGAUGAUUGCCAUUUAGUAGGUUAUGUUGAUGGGGUGUUACUAAUACACACACAUAAUUACCGUGUUAAUUUUGGACAAUUACGGAUUUUGUUGUGGAAUCCUUCAAUUCGAAAGGUUUUUGACGUUCCUUUAACUAAAGAGAGAUUUUGUGCUACUACAAAUUUCGGGUUUGGUUAUGAUCAUGUGAGUGAUGAUUAUAAGGUUGUUGCUGUUGAUACGCGGUCCAACUAUUCGAAAAGUAAGGUUUAUAGACUAAGAGCAGGUUUAUGGUCUUCACUGAAGUACAAUAUUCGUAGGAGAUCAUAUCCAACUAUUCCUAAGCUUUACUUGAAGAAUUUCUCGUCUACAACGAAUUUUGAAGGUGCAAUUUAUUGGCUUGCUAGUGAUGAUAUGAAGAGAAGAGCAAGGUAUUCACAUCUAUUGUGUUUUAAUGUAUCAAGUGAGGCUUUUACUUGUGUAAAAUUGCCUAAUCUUGAACUCGAAGAAGGCGGGAAGCAGCCACCAAAGAGAUGUCCAUCAGUUGUGGAUAAAAAGCUGGCAAUUAUAGACUUUUCUUUUACAUUUCAGCAGGUUUGUGUUUGGGUGAGGGAUGUUUAUGGCGCAAAUGGUCAUUAUCCUUGGACAAAACGGUAUAGUGUGAAUCUUCGCGUUCAUAAAUUCUUGUGCUUGAGGGAGAAUGCUGAAUUAUUGUUCUAUGGAAAAUCGAGGCAGGUGUUCUCAUAUGACUUCAAAACUCAACAAUUAAAGAAUCUUGGAAGACAUGAUAGGCAGAUCGUCGAAUUUAUGGAUACUUAUAAAGAAGCUUAG
This is a messenger RNA of Chenopodium quinoa (quinoa), 951 nucleotides long. Its product is annotated as putative F-box protein At3g16210. Bases 1 to 951 code for a protein of 316 amino acids. The transcript has a single exon. The record is from RefSeq and is a predicted model, not a curated record. Lineage: Eukaryota; Viridiplantae; Streptophyta; Magnoliopsida; Caryophyllales; Amaranthaceae.